Messenger RNA from Diaporthe batatas, 2474 nucleotides. RefSeq lists its product as uncharacterized. The transcript is spliced from 8 exons. Gene Ontology annotation, molecular function: hydro-lyase activity. The coding region runs from base 1 to 2457 and encodes 818 amino acids. The record is from RefSeq and is a predicted model, not a curated record. NCBI's taxonomy places the organism in Eukaryota, Fungi, Ascomycota, Sordariomycetes, Diaporthales, Diaporthaceae.
AUGGCGGUGACCACCUUCUCAUCCCAGCUCCAUGAGGUCCUGAGGACCGUCCGCCCAGCUCGGCAUCAGGUGGAGUCGGCCACUGAACGAGAAUCCGACACCAUAUCCGAAAAGCACCCCCUCACGGCUUUGUCGGCUCUUGCGGCUCAGCUUCAGCACCGAGGUCGAGAGAGCGAGGCCAACGUUCUGCUGCAGGUAGUCAGCAUUGCAACUGCAUCUCCGGACUACGGUGGAAUGGCACUUGCCUGGGGACAGUCUGUACCGGAGGAAAGCCAGAAAGACCUGCUCCUACUGGCAUCUGCAUGGCUCGAGUCUUUGAAUUCUGCUGAGAGAUGCGGCAAACCUCUGACACUGCUAAAGACGAAGCCGGCAACACGGCGUCCUAUGAAUGUCACCGAGAAGAUUUUCUCUCUACAUGAUGUUACCCACCAGGGCUCUGUGUCCACUGGAGACACCAUCAGAGUAUCUGUGGACUGGAUCAUGGCUAGUGAGGCUAGCUGGCAUGGUAUGCUCCAGGUCUACAACAAGCUUGGCGACCCAGGAAUCUUCCGCAAUGACCGAUUCUGGCUGGCAGGGGAUCACGUCGUGGACCCUCGGCUGAUGGACACGCCGCUGGUGCAGAAGCUGGUCGGCGAGAUGGACGUGGCUCGGAAACGGUUCAAAAUGACCCAGUUCCAGGGCAACAACUACACCAUCAUGCACACAGAGUUCCACAGGGAGCGAGCCGAGCCCGGCCAGAUCAUCAUCGGGUCCGACUCCCACACAUGCAGCGCCGGCGCCGACGGGUGCCUGGCAAUCGGCCUGGGAGCCACUGAGGUCACCAUGGCCCUCGUCACCGGCGAGAUCUGGUUCAAGGUGCCCGAGGUGGUCGAGAUCCGCCUCGUGGGCCGCCCUGCGCGUGGAAUCGGCGGCAAAGACACCAUCCUGUACAUCCUCAAGGAGCUGAAGCGCAACACCGUCGCCAGCGAUCGCGUGGUCGAGUACACCGGCCCCGGCUGCCGUUGGUUGAGCGCAGACGCGCGUUUUGCCAUCGCCAACAUGACUACCGAAUUCGGCGGUAUCACUGGCAUCUUCGUGCCAGAUGGCGUGACAGAGCAGUUUGUCAACUCUCGCAAGACAAGCCACCACCGAUCCAACUCACGAUACUUCCGCCCCGACCCAGGCUGCAGCUAUGCGGCAUCGCACACGAUCGACCUCUCCAAGGUAGAGCCUUUUGUUGCGAAGUAUCCCAGUCCCGACGACGUGGUGCCCGUGUCCGAGGUGGCCGGCGUCCAUCUGGACGGUGUCUUCAUCGGCGCGUGCACCACGGCCGAGGAGGACCUGGUGGUGGGAGCUCUCGUUCUGCAGGCUGGGCUGGACGCGGGGCUGAAGCCUAGCUCGCGAGGCCACCGCCGUGUUGUCCCCGGGAGCAGACCCAUCGCGGACUUCCUGCGCCGCACUGGGCUUGCCGAUGUCUACGAGCGCGCGGGAUUCACCAUAGGCCUUCCCGGGUGUAGCUACUGUGUCGGCAUGGGCGCCGACAUGGCUGCCCCCGGCGAGGUCUGGCUAAGCAGCCAGAACCGCAACUUUGAGAACCGCAUGGGCAAGGGAUCUUUCGGCAGUCUGGCUUCUGCUGCUACUGUUGCAGCCUCUUCGUUUGAUAUGACCAUCACGUCUCCAGAUUUCCUGGUUUCCCUUAUCUCCGAUUCUGUCUGGGAGAAGGCAAAAGGUAAAGGGUCAUUGCGUGACAGCAUUUCGCCCCCUGACCCUCACUGGGUUGAGCCUCCAGGGCUUGAUGCUGAUGAGGGACGCCAACUCGAUUCAUUCCAGGCUUCUGAGGGGCCUGAUGGACCCGAGAAUGGAGAUGAGCCUGCUUCUGGGACAGCUUCGUUGGGAACCAUCAAGAGCAAAGUUUAUCGGCUGGGAGACUUCGUCGACACAGAUGCGCUUGCACCAGCGCAGUUCCUCCUGACGUCCAAGGACAACCAGGAACUCGGUGAGCACUGCCUCGAGCGCACAAACCCCGAGUUCCGGCAGCUCGCCAAGGAAGGGCAUAAGGUCAUUGUCGGUGGCCACGCCUUUGGCUGCGGGUCUAGUAGACAAGAAGCUGUUCAGGCCCUGCUUGGCAUCGGCGUUGAAUGCGUCAUUGCUCAGAGCUUUGCCUUCAUCUACAGCCGUAACCAGCCGUCGCUGGGGCUGUGGGGGCUCACCCUACAAGACCCGCGCUUCUACGAGCUGGCUGAGACCGGCGCCGCCAUCGAAAUCGACCUUGACGCCAACGAGGUCCGGAUAGGCGGUGAAAUCUUCCCCUUCACCCUGUCAAAGAUGGAGAAGAGCCUGACCCGCCUCGGCGGGAUGACCAGCGCCUUCAACAAAUUUGGCAAGCGUGUCUACGAUGUCCUGACGAGCGGUAGUGGAGCAAGACCCAGGGCCAGAACUGCGAAAUUGUCUAAUAAGGCUGACAACUUAGCCUGGUAGUUUCGUUGAGAUGGGAA